AUGGAGCUAGAGAACCGAGCUUACGGCCACGAUUCCCAGUGGAACGGUGUUGAAGAAACAAUCGAGGACCCAGAGGAGAUUAGAGUCAUCUUCUGUGCGCUCGAUUCAUUCAGUCAAUACGCAAAAACCGCGCAUUUGAACUGUACCCAUCUGCGCAGGCAGGCCUUCUAUGCUCUUCCUCAGGCACAUUGGCAAUUGUUGGCGAAGCCACCGUUCUCCUAUUUGGACGUGUUGAAUCGGAUAGAUGAUGCCAUUGAGAGCAAUGCAGAAUUAGCUCGCAUCAUUGUCAAGUUUAGCCUACGUUCUUUUAGCCCAAAUGAAGCUGCUUCGGAUGCGGAGCUCACCAUGCCCGAGGAAUGGUCCGGCAUUGCUAAAUACAAUGACCUCGACAAAGCCCGGAGUACUAUCAGGCAGUUCUACCGUGACUGGUCCGCCGAGGGUGCCGUAGAGCGUGACGCCUGUUACGGCCCCAUAUACCGGGCUCUCGAUGUGGAGAAGGCUAGAUAUCCUGACCGGCAACCACUCAAGGUGCUAGUGCCUGGUGCCGGCCUGGGACGCUUAGUAUUUGAUCUCUGUCGGUUAGGGUACUUAACCGAAGGUAAUGAAAUAUCCUAUCACCAGCUUCUAGCAUCAUCCUAUAUUCUAAAUUGCACCGAAAAAGCUGGCCAGCACACCAUUUACCCAUGGAUACACUCCUUUUCAAAUCAUCAGAGCCGUGAGAGUCAAUUCAGGUCGUAUAAAAUCCCAGACAUACAUCCUCAGGCUACACUCACCGAGACGCAAGGAAUUGGUUCGAUGCAGAUGUGUGCCGCCGACUUCUUGUGUCUUUAUGGUGACGAGAGCCACAAAGAUACCUACGAUGCAGUAGCUGCUGCUUUCUUUCUUGACACAGCACCAAAUUUGAUCCGUUACCUUGAGGUCAUCAGAAACUGUUUGAAACCCGGCGGCGUCCUGAUAAAUGUUGGGCCUCUACUAUGGCACUGGGAGAAUCAUGUCCCCGGCCAUCACGGCUAUGAUGGGGACGGAGAUGAAGAGAAUAAUUCAUUAGGCAUUGCCGAUCCUGGAAGCUUCGAACUCACGGACGAUGAGGUCGUAGCAUUGGUAGAACGGAUGGGGUUCACAAUAGAGAAGCGGGAAACGGGCCUGCCCGCGCCUUAUGUACAAGAUGCUCAGAGCAUGCUCCAAACGGUAUACAGAGCUAGCCAUUGGGUUGCGCGGAAAUUAGACGUUGGAUCUGAGAUCCGGGCAGACGUCGUCGAUAUUGCUCAUUAG
Messenger RNA from Hypoxylon fragiforme, 1272 nucleotides. RefSeq names its product N2227-domain-containing protein. The coding region runs from base 1 to 1272 and encodes 423 amino acids. The transcript has 2 exons. The record is from RefSeq and is a predicted model, not a curated record. Gene Ontology annotation, molecular function: S-adenosylmethionine-dependent methyltransferase activity. NCBI's taxonomy places the organism in Eukaryota, Fungi, Ascomycota, Sordariomycetes, Xylariales, Hypoxylaceae.